Molecule: messenger RNA, 2220 nt
Organism: Nasonia vitripennis (jewel wasp)
Lineage: Eukaryota; Metazoa; Arthropoda; Insecta; Hymenoptera; Pteromalidae
Product: serine-aspartate repeat-containing protein F-like
Exons: 5
Coding region: 105-1988 (627 amino acids)
Source: RefSeq, a predicted model, not a curated record
AACGAGUCCAGUUACCAAUCGACGACGCUGCCUACCAGUCGAUCACCAGCUCUAGUUCGAUAGAUCAUAUCUCUCACGCGCGAUUCGGAUCGCUCUCCAGCAGGAUGCGCUUGUCGACCAUCAUCGAACUGCUCCUCAUAUUCUUGCUCAUAGCCUUCGCUGCUUACGGCAGGGUUAUCGAGCGAGACAGUGGCCGGCAACGAGGGAUCACCGAUGCCAGCGGCGGCAAGAACUCGACGGCGGCGGCUCUGCAGAUCAAGCAGGCCACCGACAGCGUCAACAAGUACUGCGUCUGCAAUGAAAACAUCUGCAAUUGCUGCCGGGACUUUCACAUUCCGCUCGUACAGUUAGCAGGACCGGGCUGCGCUUCGCUUCAGUACCUUCAGGAAGACAAGUUGGCCAUGCAACUGAGCAUAGGCGACAAUAUUCUCUCGAGCAACAUUGUCAAUGGUAAAAACCCGAAGCCAGUCUGCGUAGCGCUGCCCGGAGGUUUCUCCAAAUUCUGCGGCAAAAUUUAUUCCAUCAAAAAGGAAGCCGACAAACACUUCAAAGCCUGCCUCGGGCUCGAAUUAAGGUCAGCCUCCGAAUUGGAGGCCAGCUUGCGAGUGAGCUGUUUCCGCUUCGGUCCCGACGGUCUCAAGCUCCGACCCGCCGAGCCACUGCCUGCCGCAGCUCUCGCCGAGUCCACCACGUCGUCGGACGACGACUACGACGAUCUCUUCGGUCUGGACGACGACGACGACGACGACGAGGAUGACGACGAAGACGACGACUACGAGAGGGUCUCGGCCGAUGGCAACUCCGUCACCCCUGCCAGCGAACAGCCGCAGAAUCAGGAGCAAGAAGAAGAAGAAGAAGACGACGAAGAGGACGACGACCUUCUCGGAUUCAGCGCGCUCUUCGACAUCUUCGCCGGGGACGACGAGUCCAGUUCGCCGAACAAAAAUAAAGUCAAAACGACGACCACCGCGGCGCCUAUCCUCCCGCCGUCCUUUGCCAUUCCCAUCUUGGCGCUAACCACCACGCAAGCUCCCACCAGCAAGAGUCCUCCCGUUGCCGCUGCCCAGCCAACCACUGCGGCCGCGAUAGAAGUCGCCGACAACUCCGCAGCCACUGCCCAAAACGACGAUGCGAACAAGGUGGAAACGGCAGCCGCCGAGGCUGUUACUACUUACGAUUCCGCGGACGACACGACCCUGUCAUCGGUAGACGCCGCCGAGGAAUCGGCGACUAACGCCGAGGAAAUAAUAGGCAUCACCGAGAGAGACCUCAGCGCCGUGCAACAGUCGACCGAGAUGACCGCGAUUCAGAAACUCAAGACCAAGCUCGCCGCCGCGGCCGCUAAUGACAAGAUCAAAGUCAAGAAGGUCAAAGUCCCGAACAAGGAGAAAAUCAGCAUCACCUCUCAAAGCGCGAACGCCAUCAACAAACAACCUACUAAACCACAUCCUGUAGCGCAGCAGCACAACGACGCUGCCGCUAACGACGAGGACGAGGAGGACGAGGAGGACGACGAUGACUACGAUUACAACGACAGUCAGGCCGAGGAGGACAUCGAGGACAUCGAGGGCACUAGCGCCGAGAAAAUUGACGAGGAUACCGACUCGCACAAACAAGCAGAGGCCGAGGCAGCUGACGAGGACGAUGACGAUGACGAGGAGGAAGAACAAGUGGAGCAAGACGAGGACGAGGCUGUUCAGGACGAAGACGAGGAAGAGGAUUCGGACGAAGAUUCGGAAGAAGACGCGGUUAUCAGCGCUCUCAUUGAGGCCGAGGAGCCGGAGAAAAAUAAGAAGAAUCAAGCCAGCAAGCAGAAGAAAAAGGCCGACAAAGUAACAGCCACCAAGGCAGAAGCAGCGAAAGACGAGGAGAGUGAUUACGGCUAUGGUUUGGCCGAACUCUUGGCUAGAAAACAUCAAGGCCCUCCGAGCAGGAGCAGGAAUGCUCAAGCCGGAAGCGCGAGGCAGAGCAAAGUUAUGAGAUUCUAAUAAUAAGAGCUUGGAGCGCUAUGUGACUUUCUCUUGUACAGCCAUACUCAGAUAAUUAUGUCGCGACUUGUACAUUGUACUAUUUAUUUAUUUAUUUAUUUAUUUAUUUAUUUAUUUAUUUAUUGUUUAUUUAUGAUUAAUCGAUGUUUUUUACUUUCUGUAUUCUCUGUAAUUUUUUUACUCAUCAAACAUGUGUUUAAAUUCAUUGAUUAAAUCAGCUUUUCUAUUAAAA